Messenger RNA from Danaus plexippus (monarch butterfly), 3645 nucleotides. RefSeq lists its product as uncharacterized. Lineage: Eukaryota; Metazoa; Arthropoda; Insecta; Lepidoptera; Nymphalidae. The transcript has 4 exons. Bases 116 to 781 code for a protein of 221 amino acids. The record is from RefSeq and is a predicted model, not a curated record.
GCAAGAAAAGUUCACUUCAGGAGUGUGUAUGUGUGCACUAUAAUUUAGUUUAUUUUAUACUUUGUGUGAUUGCUUUAUUUCUUAUUGUUAUAAUUUUACCUUGGUACCAACCAUCAUGUCUUCAGUAUGUUGUGGAACUAAAAAACAGAAGCUGAAUAAUUCGUACAGUAAUCAUGUUGAACGUCCUCUAAAUGGAUAUCAAGAGCCUGUAGCAAUACCUGAUAUGUGCUACUUUUGUUUCGAUGUCUUAUACUGUCAGCUGCACAGUAUGGACCCACCACAUACGCCAAAUUUUACCAACGAUGCAUAUCCCUUAUUUGUUACGUGGAAAAUUGGAAAGGAGCAUCGCCUUAGGGGAUGUAUUGGGACCUUUAAUGCUAUGCAUCUACACUCAGGUCUGCGAGAAUAUGCAAUCACCAGCGCUUUGAAAGAUUCUCGUUUUGCUCCGAUAACCCGCGAGGAAGUUCCGCGUCUGACGGUGUCAGUGUCCAUCCUUCAGCAUUUCGAGGAGGCGGAGCACUACCUGGACUGGAAGCUGGGCAAGCAUGGCAUCCGAAUUGAGUUUAUCAGCGAAAGGGGAUCCAAGCGAACUGCAACCUACUUACCUCAAGUUGCCACCGAGCAAGGUUGGGACCAAAUCCAAACUAUUGACUCGCUUCUCCGGAAGGGCGGCUAUAAAGCAGCUAUAACCAGCGAGAUGCGGCGGAGUAUUAAGCUCACUAAAUACCAAUCGGAGGAGGUGUCCGCUUCGUACAGCGAUUAUAUCGGGCAGCGCUGCUAGCGCCCGCCCGGAGCCCCCGGGGGCCGAUUUUCCCCCUGGGGCUAUCGACUGGGGCUCCCUCGCUGCCCCAGGCCGGGCUCUCUCUACCGGAGUGCAAGUGAACGUGUUAAUAAAAUAGUCUCUAAGUAUACUAGUGUCAGUUACAAGUGGCAUACUUAUAGUGCAAGGGGUCAAAGUUAUGCUCAAAGUGACCGGGACAAGUGUUUCACGGAUAUGGUGUAAGGUACGGUCGAUCACUGCCAACAACAUUCCUGAUGUAAUGGUGACAUCUUUGAAACACUGGUAACGAGGGUAUUCUAUUUCUGUUAUAUUCUGUUGUUUGAAAACCGCUUAUUUCUGCCUUAGAUUUAGAUUAGUAAUUAAAAAAUUAAACCGUCAAUUGAAAGCAUUGAUAAUAUAUACAUACCGUCGGGGACAGUGCAAAAUCUCGAAUCUACCGUAGACAAAGGCCGCGUAUCUGCAUUUGAUAAAAUUUUUUGUGGCAGGUAAAAACUCUUUAAUAUCUUAUUUUAAGGGCCAACGGUCUCAUUUUUACAUAGACAGUAAAAAAAGUACGUUUUCUUUGUAUUUUAACUAUAGAUUAUCCGUUACAAUGAUUAGUUUAGCCGCCACGCUACUUACGCGGAUUUGAUUUGACCACAAUCUUAUCAAAAUGGAACCUAACAGUAAGUUGCGCGGUUUUGAAAUUAAACAGGUAAUUAAUGUUAUAAAUAAUACUUAAUAAUCAAAGCGAAAAACGACUUACAAAAUCUGAUCUUUACAAUCCUUUGAGCGUUGUUCGUGCAAAGGAAACUUUUACUUAUUAAUCAAAGUAUUUUUCUAUACAAUACAACGCUGGCAGGUGCUGGCUGGCUGACUGGCAAGUUAGCGUGAGGCCAAAAAGACGAACGCCGCUUUUCGGUUCAGUAUCCCGAAAAAAUAAACACACGUGAUAUAUUAUUACAACCCCCCCACCCCUCUGUGAUAUUUCGUGAUUUUAUAUAUACCCCCCCCCCCUUUCGAACCUCACGUGAUUAAUGGACGGCCCCUUGGGGAUAGUAUCUAUAGGUAUCACAAGUGUAAAUCUUUUCGAAGUAUAAAACAAAACAAAAGUAAGAGCUUCAUUUGCUAUAUAACAAAACUAUAUAUCAGUCUGUUUAAAAGCAAAUUACUCUUAAACAUUGAAAUUAUAAUAACAAUAUCAGGUGCUAAAGCCAUCUAAUAAGAAUAAAAUGUGUUUUAUAUUUUAUAAAAUUAAUAAAAAAUAUGUUUACUCACGACAUUUAAAUUGUAGUCGUUGGUGGAGAUAAAAGAGCUCUUUCAGCUAACUAUAUAAAAAUAAACAUUUUAUGCAAGUUAAUUGCUCUCGUAUGGGAAGUUGUCAUACAAUUCAUGACUAUCUAUGGGUAGGACACAUUUAAAUUGGUGUAAAUGUUCAUACUUUGAUUUUGUGAUCGGCAAUUUCUCAGUAAAGAGCGUUGGAGGAAUGACUUGAGCAACUUUUUUUUUCGUUUGUGGCAAUGGCUGAAAUUCGUCAUUGUAAUUCAGUUUGUAUUCAACAGUACCAUUAGGAUUGUACUUAGCAACUCUCAUGUCGACUACGCACUUUGCACCAGUCCCUCUUCCAGGGCGAAUUGUAUCGUAAAUAAGAUUACUUUUAAUGCUAUAAUCCUUGAAAAAAUUGUGGUCAGCCGUUACUACUAAGGAGAUGUUCUACUGCAUAUGGAGAUGUUCUACUGCAUAUGGAGAUGUUCUACUGCAUAUGUAGAUGUUCUACUGCAUAUGUAGAUGAUCUACUGCAUAUGUAGAUGGAUUCAGCCUAGCUUCUAGCUUUCCGAUGUUUUAACUUUCUUUAAAUUACGGAGUGAACUGAAUCCACCUCCAUUCGAGUAUGGCCUUUUUCUAAAAAUGUUUGUGUUAUGAUCACGUUUUUUUCCAUUGCCAAUUGCAGAAAAGCGUUCGAAAACACAACAUUUCGGUUUUGGGAUGUACAUCCAUCAGUGAAAAUUACGACGUUUUUAGGACUUUCUUCUAUAAGUUUCUACGUCUUUCUUCUUCAAAUAAUCAACAAAAAAGGAAACGUAUGUUGAUGCUUUUAAAUCUUUUGGGCACGGCUCUCAAAAAUAUUUUGUGCCAACUCUUUCAACUGAGGCAAUGCAACAUCGAUUCUUUAUUUGGUUGCUCUCCUAUCCAGUACCUCACUGUCCACUCCUUAAUUUCCAAUGUUCCUAACAACUUAUUUAAACAUACUUUAAUUUUUUGGUUAUUUAAUUUUAAAUAAUAGACUUUUGUAGCACCCUGUUAGUGGAUUUCCUUGUAGUUGUUUUUGUAUCUACUAUAGAUGAAACAAACAUUUUCUUCGCUAUCCAGGCUAGCUUCCAAAAUUCUUUAAAAAUAUUUAAUCGUACCUUUUCUGUAAAUUUAAAGCAGUGAAAUACUUUGCUCCUUAAACAUUUACUUGAAGUACAAGACUGCCCAAGUUGGUUUGAUAGAGACUUGUGAAAAUUUUUCAUCUCCCGUCUUUUUAAAACAUACUUAUUCUUGACCCAGCAUUCUUAACGUCUUGUUUCUCAACCUUUUGGUAGACAUUACGUCUGCUUGCUCUGCUUAAUUCACUUAGUUCAUUAUUGAUUGAAAUCAAUGGUUUAUGCACUGAAGUGCAUGCAUCCUCUUUAGAAACAUUAGAUACCAAAUUAUUAGUAGAAGUCACAGUCAGGCCAGAAACAUUGUCGUGAUCAUUAAUUUCCAGCAGAUUUUCUAAGCAGGAAGCACUAAAAGUUGUGUCACAAUAAGCUAAAGUUUCAGUUUCUUUAGGAAGCUCUUCUUGGUUUUCCGAAUUAACAAGAAUUCUUUGGUAUUUUCAUCAGUUGCCGAUUGACUAAGCA